Molecule: messenger RNA, 5112 nt
Organism: Drosophila innubila
Lineage: Eukaryota; Metazoa; Arthropoda; Insecta; Diptera; Drosophilidae
Gene: RpI1
Product: DNA-directed RNA polymerase I subunit RPA1
Exons: 10
Coding region: 104-5044 (1646 amino acids)
Biological process (GO): DNA-templated transcription
Cellular component (GO): RNA polymerase I complex
Molecular function (GO): DNA binding; DNA-directed RNA polymerase activity
Source: RefSeq, a predicted model, not a curated record
UUGGGCCAGGUGGCAGCACUGUGUGUAAAUACACGUGCUGCGGGUUUGUUGGUUUUCUGCAGUAAUUUAUUUUCCUCGAAUUAAAAGGAUAAAUCAACUUGAAAUGGGCUCCCGAAAUGCACCGGAUGUGCACAUGUUUCCCUCGGACUUGGAGUUCGCCGUGUUCACCGCCGAGGAGAUCAAGAAACUGAGUGUGGUCAAAAUAAUAACUGGCCUCACAUUCGAUGCACUCGGUCAUCCAAUAUCAGGUGGCCUCUAUGACAUUCGCCUGGGCUCCUAUGGCCGCUGCAUGGACCCCUGUGGAACAUGUUUAAAAAUGCAAGAUUGUCCUGGUCACAUGGGCCACAUUGAGCUUGGCUCGUUGGUCUACAAUCCGUUCUUCAUCAAACUGGUGCAGCGUCUACUGUGCAUAUUCUGUCUACACUGCUUCAAGUUGCAAAUGAAGGAUCACGAGAGUGAAAUAACCAUGUUACAGCUGAAAUUAAUUGACGCUGGUUACAUCAUUGAGGCACAAGAGCUGGAACUCUUCAAGUCUGAGAUUGUUUGCCAAAAUGCAGAGGAACUGGUUAAACUAGAUAACGGCGACGCUGUCCAUCCGCGUAUUGCUGCAGUCCAGGAGCUGCUGGCCAAGAACGUGAGCAAUGCCACCAACGUGACCAAGACAAGCUGCUCCCUACGCACAGCUAUCACGCACGCAGCUCUGCAGCGCGGAUCCAGCAAGAAGUGCCGCCACUGCAACAAGUCCAUGCGCUUUGUGCGCUACUUGCAUCGUCGCCUCGUUUAUUACGUGACCAUUGCCGAUAUGAAAGAACGGCUGGGUGAUGUGGCCGAAAGCGGCGGUCAGAAUAAGGUGAUAUUUGCGGACGAGUGUAGACGCUAUUUGCGAAAGAUCUAUGAGAACUAUCCAGAGCUCCUCAAGCUGUUGUUGCCUGUGUUGAGCCUCAACACCGAGUCGAGCAGCAGCGGCGACAGCUUUCCCGUGGAUAUGUUCUUUAUGGACUCGAUACCUGUAACUCCGCCACGGGCGCGUCCUAUGAAUGUCAUCAAUGACAUGAUUAAGGGCAAUCCGCAGACCGACAUCUAUGUGAACAUCAUUGAGAACAACCAUGUGCUAAAUGUAGUGCUCAAAUUCAUGAAGGGACAACAUGAAAAACUGAGUGAGCAGGCCAAAGCUGCCUACCAAAAUACGCGAGGUGCCAACAGCCAUGAGAAGCUCUACAAUGCCUGGUUGUCGCUGCAGAGCUCCGUGGAUGUGCUGCUGGAUGUGAACAUGUCACGGGACGUCAAGUCCGCCGAGGGUCUUAAGCAGGUGCUCGAGAAGAAGGAGGGACUCAUUCGCAAGCAUAUGAUGGGAAAACGUGUGAAUUACGCAGCGCGAACUGUCAUCACGCCUGAUCCCAAUAUUAAUGUGGAUGAAAUUGGUAUUCCCGAUAUAUUUGCACGCAAGCUCUCCUAUCCGGUGCCAGUGACAGAAUGGAAUGUCAUCGAACUACGUAAAAUGGUCAUGAAUGGACCGGAUAUACAUCCGGGAGCAAACUACAUACAAGACAGCAAAGGCUUGACAACCUACAUACCCGCUGAUAAUGCGGCUAAGCGAGCCAGCAUGGCCAAGCUGUUGCUGUCCAACCCCAAGGAUGGCAUCAAAAUUGUUCAUCGCCAUGUCCUUAAUGGCGAUGUGCUGCUGCUGAACCGUCAGCCCUCGCUGCAUAAGCCUUCCAUAAUGGCGCACAAGGCACGAAUCCUGCACGGCGAGAAAACCUUCCGCCUGCAUUAUUCCAACUGCAAGGCGUACAACGCCGAUUUCGAUGGUGACGAAAUGAAUGCUCACUAUCCACAAAGCGAGGUUGCCCGCUCCGAGGCCUACAAUCUGGUGAAUGUAGCCAGCAAUUAUCUGGUGCCAAAGGACGGUACUCCGCUGGGUGGCCUCAUUCAGGAUCAUGUUAUUUCCGGUGUCAAACUGUCUAUACGCGGACGCUUCUUCAAUCGCGAGGAUUAUCAGCAGCUUGUAUUCCAAGGCCUGUCCCAUCUUAAGGGCGAUGUCAAGUUGCUGCCACCGGCAAUAAUAAAACCCACCACAUUGUGGUCUGGCAAGCAAGUGCUGUCCACCAUUAUCAUCAACUUGAUACCAGAGGGCUAUGAGCGCAUCAAUCUGGAUUCAUUUGCCAAAAUUGAUGGCAAGAAUUGGAACGUGGCUCGGCCACGUCCCCCGCUGUGUGGAACCUCGCCGUUGGAACAGGAGCUGAGCGAGAGUCAGGUCCAAAUCCGCAAGGGCGAGUUGCUGGUGGGCGUGCUGGACAAGCAGCAGUAUGGUGCCACCACUUUUGGCCUCAUCCACUGCAUGUACGAGUUGUACGGCGGCGAUGUGUCCACUCGCCUGCUCACUGCGUUCACCAAGGUGUUUACCUUCUUUCUGCAACUGGAGGGAUUUACUUUGGGCGUGAAGGAUAUUUUAGUUACUGGUGAGGCGGAUCGCAAGAGACGAAGCAUUAUUAACGAGUGUCGCGAUGUGGGUAACAGCGCUGUCGCCGCUGCCCUCGAGCUGGACGAUGUGCCGCCCCACGAUGAGUUGACCGAGCAAAUGGAGGCUGCUUAUGUCAAGGAUACCAAGUUUCGUGUGCUCCUCGAUCGUAAAUACAAAUCGCUGCUGGACGGUUACACAAAUGACAUUAACAAAACAUGUCUGCCCGGUGGCUUGAUCAGUAAAUUUCCAUCGAAUAAUCUGCAGCUAAUGGUGCUGUCUGGUGCCAAGGGCUCUAUGGUCAACACCAUGCAAAUCUCAUGCCUGCUAGGACAAAUUGAGCUGGAAGGCAAGCGUCCUCCUCUUAUGAUAUCUGGAAAAUCGCUGCCCAGCUUUACAUCUUUUGAGACGUCUCCCAAGUCUGGAGGUUUCAUAGAUGGACGCUUCAUGACAGGCAUACAGCCGCAGGACUUUUUCUUUCACUGCAUGGCAGGUCGUGAAGGUCUCAUUGAUACUGCUGUAAAGACAUCUCGUUCCGGUUAUCUACAACGUUGUCUCAUCAAGCACUUGGAGGGAUUGAGUGUGCAUUAUGACUUGACAGUGCGUGAUAGUGACAACAGUGUAGUUCAGUUCCUAUAUGGCGAAGAUGGCAUGGACAUUCUGAAAUCAAAGUUCUUUAAUGGCAAAUUCUGUGCGGAUUUCCUCGCACAAAAUGCAAAGGCUGUCUUGAGGCCUAGCCAACUUCAACUCAUGAAGGAUGAGGAGUGCCUCGCCAAGGUACAGCGCCAUGAGAAACACAUACGCAACUGGCAAAAGAAACGACCGGUCAAGUUGCGUGCUGCUUUCACCCACUUCUCGGAGGAAUUACGAGACGAGGUGGAAGUACAGCGCCCGAAUGAAAUUAAUGCCAAGACAGGACGUCGACGAUUCGACGAGGGUCUCCUCAAGCUAUGGAAGAAGGCAGAUGCGGAGGACAAGGCUCUUUACCGCAAGAAGUAUGCACGUUGUCCCGAUCCAACAGUGGCCGUUUACAAGCAAGAUAUCUACUACGGAUCAGUCUCUGAGCGCACACGCCAACUUAUCGAAGAUUAUACACGUAAGCAACCUGCGCAGAAAGAAAUCAUAUCGGACAUAAUGCACAUGAAGAGCAUCAAGGCACUGGCAUCGCCGGGUGAACCAGUUGGUCUCAUUGCCGCCCAGUCGAUUGGUGAACCUUCUACCCAGAUGACACUGAACACCUUCCAUUUUGCGGGUCGUGGUGAAAUGAACGUGACCUUGGGUAUACCGCGUCUGCGAGAAAUACUUAUGUUGGCCUCUUCAAAUAUCAAGACGCCAUCGAUGGACAUACCCAUCAAGCCUGGACAGCAACACAAUGCGGAGAAGCUACGCAUCUCCUUAAAUUGUGUGACCCUUGCCAGUCUCUUGGAAUCUGUCCAGGUCAGUACCACAUUGACGCUGGAGCCUGAACGCGCCUACAUCUAUGACUUGAACUUUAAUUUCCUGCCGCGCGAAAUCUAUAAGGAAGAUUAUGGUGUGCGGCCCAAGCGCAUUAUUAAAUACAUGCAUCAGACAUACUUCAAGCAACUUAUACGCGCCAUACUGAAGGUAUCCAAUGCCAAGAAGACGUCCAAAAUUGUUGUCGUUGACGAGAAAAAGGAGAGCGACAACAAGCAAGAUGAGGAAAACGAUCAUGACUUGGAUGCAGCUGAUGACAUGGGUGCGCCAAAAGCGCGUGACAAUGAUGACGAUUCCUCAGAUGAUGGCGGUGACGAUGAUGCGACUGGCAUUAAGCUAAAGCAACGCAAAACCGAUGAAAAUGAUUAUGACGAUCCUGAAGAUGCCGAGGAAAUGAUAGAUGCCAAUGAUGAUGAAGAUGAAGCCGAGGACGAGGAUGGCAAUGAUCAGGCAAACGAUGAGAAUGCCGACGUAGAUGACAAAUCGGUGGAGAAGCUACUCAGCAACCAAAUGGUUCAAGAUUACACCUACGACAAGGAGAACCAUCUUUGGUGUAGGGUUAAAUUAAUUUUGAGUGUGCGUUACCAGAAACCGGAUCUGACGUCCAUCAUACGAGAAUUGGCCGCCAAAAGCAUUGUACAUCAAGUUUCACAUAUUAAGCGGGCAAUCAUCUACAAGGGCAACGACGAUGAGCAGCUACUGAAAACCGAUGGCAUUAAUAUUGGUGAAAUGUUCCAGCACAACAAGAUCUUGGAUCUGAAUCGUCUGUACUCGAACGAUAUACACGCAAUAGCCCGCACCUAUGGCAUUGAGGCUGCCACUCAGGUCAUUGUCAAGGAAGUGAGCAAUGUGUUCAAGGUUUAUGGCAUCACUGUGGAUCGUCGUCAUUUGUCACUAAUUGCUGACUACAUGACCUUUGACGGCACCUUCCAGCCGCUUUCCCGCAAGGGCAUGGAGCACUCUUCAUCGCCGCUGCAGCAAAUGUCCUUUGAAUCUAGUUUGCAGUUCUUGCGAAAUGCAGCUGGUUUUGGACGUCCCGAUGAACUAAAUUCACCAUCAAGUCGCCUUAUGGUUGGCCUGCCUGUUCGUAAUGGCACUGGCGCAUUUGAAUUGUUAACGAAAAUAUGUUAAUUACAUUUUUAAAAUAUAACAAAAUAAAUACGGUCUGCCUUAAGACUAAAAUAUAAUCAAUCUUAAAA